Messenger RNA from Aspergillus eucalypticola CBS 122712, 1218 nucleotides. RefSeq names its product mitochondrial 54S ribosomal protein mL49. The record is from RefSeq and is a predicted model, not a curated record. NCBI's taxonomy places the organism in Eukaryota, Fungi, Ascomycota, Eurotiomycetes, Eurotiales, Aspergillaceae. Gene Ontology annotation, cellular component: mitochondrial large ribosomal subunit; ribosome. Gene Ontology annotation, biological process: translation. Gene Ontology annotation, molecular function: structural constituent of ribosome. Bases 135 to 722 code for a protein of 195 amino acids. The transcript has 3 exons.
CUCGUCUUGUCCCUUCUCCUCCCCCCUCCCUCUUUUAAACUCCCUUCUGGGUUGUUCUUCGAUUCCCCCGCUCCUAGGAAUCGUUCAGGCUGUUUCCGUUGCCUCCUCCUUGACCUCCCCCUUACCCAACCCCGAUGGCAUCCUUCAUGCAGUCUCUGCCGGUCUGCUCGGCUUCUCGCAAGCAGUCAACCGCUGUUCCCUUCUAUCUGCACAAAGCUUCACAGUCCAGAGUCUCGUCAGGGACGCGUAGCUCCUUCUCCUCGCUAUGUUCUUCCGCUAGAUUGACCCCCUCUCAACUCACUUCUCGUCACUCCUCCCAAAUUAUCUCUCAGCCCCAGGUUGCCGCCCAGCAAUGUCGGACUUUCCUCGUUCAACUCAAGCGGCAAUCUCAGACACUCAAGGAAACCCCGGUAUCGCAACCGCCGCCCAACCUGCAACUCACAAACCUUCCUUAUUUCAUCCGUCGCACAGCCUCCAACCAACUUCCCGUAUAUCUCGUCACUAAGGCCGGCGGUACCAAGCAACAAACCAAGCUCCAAAAGACUGAAGGCGAUUUGGAUGCCCUGAGGAACGAUCUGGCGCAGUACCUGGGAUUGGAGUCGGGUGACCCCCGCGCUCCCAAGAGCCCGGAUGUGACUAUUAACCGUCUUAACGGUCACAUCAUUGUCAAAGGCUGGCGCAAACCUGAGAUCCUGAAAUUCCUUCAGGAACGCAACUUCUAAGCAAAACCACAAGAGAAGGAACCGGAGUCGUCCCUGGAUCCCUUUCACUCCUCUUUUACUUUCAAUCCUACGUCGGCACCAGCUCAUUGAACCCAUUGAUACUGCCACAUACACACACUUGUCUAUUGUCACGCCUAGCACAGGGAGCGAUGGGGAUCCAGGGACAGGAUGAAACCACACACUGCAGACUUGGUUACAAGAAGAAGACUAAAAAAGGGCCGAACCAGAACGACGGGAUGAAAAGAAAAUAAGCAGUGCAUAUCUGCAAUGGUCAGGGAUGAUCGAUAUACUUUGGUUAUAAUGUCCCCCCAUGAUCCCAUUUUCCUUUUUUUCCAAAUUUCCCUCUACUUACUUUAUUCCUCACUUUGUAUUACUUUUCUCUCUCCUACUAGUGCUGGUGUUCCUGUCAUAACUCCCUUAUUUCUGCGGGGCUUCUGUUUUUCUGGCUGCUGUAUGUAUGUAUACUGGCGUGAUCUCUACCUUUUCUAUUUUCUCU